This is a messenger RNA of Cryptomeria japonica (Japanese cedar), 1406 nucleotides long. RefSeq lists its product as uncharacterized. Lineage: Eukaryota; Viridiplantae; Streptophyta; Pinopsida; Cupressales; Cupressaceae. Bases 387 to 1055 code for a protein of 222 amino acids. The record is from RefSeq and is a predicted model, not a curated record. The transcript has 4 exons.
CAGGCUGUGAGGUAAAAAUAGGAAGACUAUUGAAUCUUCUUCCCUAGAUUUCAUUGCAGUCCGAAAAUCCGAAUGCACGGUGCCAAAAGUCCGGGAAAAAAUUUGGUGCCAAAUCUUGUAACAUUUGGCCCACUAUUUGAAUCCUUCUGAUAAAGAAUUCACCCAACUGCUAAAAGCUACGAAUGGAGGAUUUGGAGAGCUUUUGGUCACUUUUUGGCUGUAAACCUUGGGAUUAAGGGCUUUCUUGCGCAGUUGUAUAAAUUCCCGGGUUUCUGCUUCAUGCCUGCGGAUUCAAGAUUUUUGUCAUCAAUUUUCUCGUUUCUCUAAGGAUUCGAGAGUUUCCAUUUUCGCUUUCAGAAAUCUGUGAUAUUGCUGUUAAAGUGGAGAUGCCGACAACAUUAAAGAACCCAAUUUCUUGUGGUGAGUUUUUUCAAUGGGGAGUCCGGAAGCGUACGGUAAGGGAGAAACCACAAGAAAAGAAGGACGAGACGAUUGUGGAGAACAAAUCCACCAUUUGUGCGGACAGACUUGCUGCUGCAGGGAUAAUCCCCUGUUCCCCACAAGAACAGUGUCUUCAAAUCCCCUGCUCCCCACAAGUACACUGUCAUCAAAUCCAAUCAGCCCUUGAUAAAAUGAUAGCACUGCCCUCCAAUAAAAGCUUUCAUCCCCUGCCAUCUGCUCCAGAAGGAAGUAGCAGAUCACAGCACCGGAUGAAUAAUAUAAUGUGCACCAGGAGCAGCAAUAAUCCAGAGGGAAGGAACACUAUCCAAGACAACAAGCCCUUGAAUCUGGACACUUUUGUUUGGCCAAAAUUGAGCCUAAGCCUAUCCCUCAGAGAGAAAGAGGAAGAUUUCCAGGCAAUAAAAGGCUCAAAGUUGGCAUUGAGACCCAAAAAGCGUCUCAAGUGUAUUCAGAAGGCAAUAGAUAAUCUUAGUCCUGGUGUUUGGCUUAGCGAUGUUUCUCAAGAACGGUAUGAAGUCAGGGAAAAUAAAUCCACAAGAAAGAGACCGAGGGGUUUGAAAGCUAUGCAAGGAGUAGCUAGUGACUUGGAAUAAGCAAGCUGUUUCAUCUCAACUGUACUUGCAAAAGAGUGACUAUUUCAAUGUAUGUAUCAUAAACCACAUUGGUUUGUCAGGUGAAACUGGAGAUCACCUAUUCAAUUUGUUUAGUACAUGACCAGAAAUUGCAAACCAAGCCUAGAAAUCUUGAGGAACUCUUGAUUGGUUUGCAAUGUAUGUGAAAUCAAAAGAAAUGUAUAGAAAUCAACACUAACAGUUAUGAUGGAUGUAAUUUUCUGACUUCCACUACAAUCCCAAAGCAUUAUUAUUGUACCAAUUCUUUAUUUGUUUUGACACAUUGCAAUUGUUUCAAUCUUGGGGAAUUCCUCAUAAUUAUGCAUUUGAAAG